AUGGACCCAGGCGAGUACCGAAACGAUCCCACCCACAACAUGUACACGCCAACUAAUCAUCUCUACGCUCUCAAUCAAACGUCUGGAAGUCGGUCCGUUGAUCCCAACGCUCUAGCCAUCAACUCGUCCAGUAUCGUGCCUACCUGGACUGUUCAUUCGCCGUACUCGCUGCCCUAUGGAGCCCAGGUCCCCGUCGUGGCCCCUAUGGCCCAGCCCUAUUCACACGGUGUGCACCCAGAUAGUUUCUACGGCGCUGAUCCGACGCCCGUAUUUCCUCAGCCACCUAUCCCUCAGCCAUCCAAUUCACGACCUAUGCGACCGGAUCCUAUUCCUCCCGUACAAACCCGUCCGGCUUCUCUUCAAACGAGCCUCGCCGAGAUAUCGUCAUCAACGUGGCUACAGAAUGACGAACCAGAACCCAUCGUUGGUGGCCAAUCAAUCUUAUGCAGGUUCCUCGGUCGUGAUCCAGCCUUGCCCGGACUUUAUAUCUGCCUAUUCGACGAUUGCAACAAGACAUUUGACCGACUCGACCGCGCCAUACCGCACAUUCGCGUCCACCUUGGCCACAAGCCUGUCCCCUGCAACGGACAGUGCGGCAAACCCUAUUGGUAA
Messenger RNA from Serendipita indica DSM 11827, 612 nucleotides. NCBI's taxonomy places the organism in Eukaryota, Fungi, Basidiomycota, Agaricomycetes, Sebacinales, Serendipitaceae. The record is from the annotation of a GenBank genome assembly.